Musa acuminata subsp. malaccensis (wild Malaysian banana) is the source of this 3988-nucleotide messenger RNA. The record is from RefSeq and is a predicted model, not a curated record. NCBI's taxonomy places the organism in Eukaryota, Viridiplantae, Streptophyta, Magnoliopsida, Zingiberales, Musaceae.
UGCAUACCAAGAGGAAAAGACAUGCUAAAGGUUGGUUUAGCUUGAUCUUGGUCAUAGCAUCACAUAGUUAAUUAGAUCAUUAACAUCUCCAAUGGCUGGUGAAAGCAAGUAGGAUGAGGACCACCAGUUGAGUGGCCAUUCACGGUUACCUAUUAGAAGCCUCAAUCUCUUUGGGCCCAGUGAAGGUCUCCAUCCUCCCAACUUUUGAGUGGUUCCAAAAGCUGAAGCGACUGUGAAAAGUAUAUGACUGCUCUUUCUACUAUGACAGUGGGGAUAUCCAAGUAAUUUUGGCACUUUCAAGGAGAGAGGAUCAUAAUAUCCAAUUCAUUCUUUUAGGAGGCAAGCAAUCCUGGUUUGACGUUAGAACACAAGGUGGAGUCUUCUUCUCCUUGACAGAAAUUAGGAGGAAUAUACUUCAAGCAAGCUAUGGUUGAACACCAGCCAAUUGAAUCCUGCUGCAGAGAAGAGACAAGCUUCUUUACUUGUGAAAAGGGAUUCUUUAUCUCAUGGCUGCUGCAUGUGGAGGGACGCAGCAUAGAAGAACACAAGAAAAGGAAUGGCCACGAAACUUUUGAGCCUGGAGAUCAUGGAAAAGCUACAGUAGAGCGGGCAGGGUGGAGCUGAACCGUGGAGUCGUCCCACAAAAAAGGUGGCUGGUGGCGUUUGCCAUUUGCGCAGGGCUCACGGAUUGCACCACGCGAUCUAUGGGCACUGCCGUCCUUGGGGUGUGUGGUGCACCGCCGAUCAUCAUCAUUGGCUCUGAGGACAUCGCCACAGCUCUCCACCAUACUCCACUGCAAAAGAUUUGAUUCCUGGUCCUCUCCUUCCUGCCUCCUUCACUGGGCAAAUCCAAGCCACCCGAGCAAGGACUUUGGUCAGCCGGAGUAACAAGUGGAGUCGCAGUUUCAGGGGGCCACCAACAAUCUCAUCAGUGACACCACAUUCCCUCACAUUGGAUGAUCAUGCGGGUGGCUCCUCCAUCUCCAUCAGUGAUAUCUGAUCUGUGUGAUUUAUUUAGAUCAUGAACACAAAAGAAGGAUCGAGCACAAGAUAAGAUUGAUGGUGGAACAGGAGAGAGGCUGCGUGUCCAACCCCGCAGUAAGAUUUCCUCACAUCAGCAGGAGCCUGUUGAUGAAGGCCACUUGUCUGUGUGCAAGCUAGAGAGAGGAAGGUGAGAUGAGACUCACAUGCAACCUGUUCUGUCAGGACUUGGGUCCCAUUAGAUUCGCAGCCAGGACCUACAGUUGUCCUGCCCCCACAGCCUUCCUAUAAAUGUAGCUUAUGCCCUCAUGGAAAGAGUGGUGAGUGAUGUAUCCUUCUGCCCUUGUCAUCACCACCAGGAGACUUCUGUUCCUAUCUGCUUUUCCAGCUCCCUUAUAGAGAGGGCGUGUUCCAUCUCGAUCCCUUCAUUGUACCGGUCCCUCGCAUAAGAGCUUGUCCAGCGGAGGACUUUGAUCAGCCAUGCAGGUAAAGAGAUCGCAUGGGUUGAUCUUGGUAUGUGCCUGCUUCUCUCUCUCUGAUCAUUUGGUGCUGCUGCUGCUGCUCUUUGUUUCUUCCUGUCCUCAAAGCCCAGCUAGGGUGCCUCUAGCUUCCUUCUUAAGCCCACCUAGUGCAGCAGCUCUUCAUUCUUCUCCAAUUAUAUUUCUCUGCAUGCGUGCUUCUUUUCUUUCAUUUGAUGGCCUGUUUGCUGAAUGAGCUCCCUUUCUUUGCAUUCUUGCAGGUGAAAUCCAGUCAAGAAAACACUGUUAUCAGUUCCUUUGUUUUAUUGGAUCUGAUCCUAUUCAAAUUCCAUUUUGUUUGGUCAUUUACUAGCUUCAUAUUCACAGUGGGUUCAAUUUUUUCUUCUCAUGUUCCCUCUCUGAACUAGAAGAAAUUGAAGGAAUAUUAAGUUCUUCCCUCUAUGGACUUUGCUCUGUUCUGUACCAGAGUCAAUAUCCUGUUUCUUCUUAUAGCUCUCUGUUCACCAUGCAAGUUCAUCCAGAGCCCCAUGGACUUUGGCCCCUUGAACUUCCACCAGACCACAGACACCUCGUCUUUGGACUUCGGGAGGAUCGUGUUCGACUCCCCUUCCGCCGUCCUUCGACCCCAAUCCCCAAAAGAGAUCUCACUCCUCCUCGGCUUUCUCUCUGCUUCAUCCUUCAGUAAAGUCACAGUUGCAGCAAGAGGAGCAGGCCACUCCAUCGAUGGCCAAGCUCAGGCCCUCGACGGCAUUGUCAUCGAGAUGGACUCCCUGCCCUCCACCAUAAGCAUUCACCGUGGACGAGAGUCCGGUUCCUCUUACGCUGAUGUCAGUGGUGGAGCUCUUUGGAUCGAGCUGCUACGCGAGAGCUUGAGGUUUGGGCUGGCUCCAAGGUCUUGGACCGAUUACCUCUACCUCAGCGUCGGUGGGACUCUCUCUAAUGGCGGCAUCAGUGGCCAGACCUUCAAGCACGGACCUCAGAUCAGCAAUGUCUUGCAGCUCGAUGUGGUGACAGGUAAAGGAGAGCAAGUAACAUGCUCGCCCACUGAAAGCUCGGAGCUGUUCUUUGCGGCUCUGGGUGGGUUGGGCCAGUUCGGCAUCAUAACGAGAGCAAGGAUCCUGCUCCAGGAUGCUCCUCCGAAGGUGAAGUGGGUCAGAGCCUUUUAUGACGACUUCGAGACCUUCACCGAGGACCAAGAACUGUUGGUUGCAAUGCCAGAUGCAGUGGACUAUGUCGAGGGAUUCAUCCUCCUAAACGAGCAGUCCCUCCACAGCUCAUCCGUCGCCUUCCCAUCUCAUCUGGAGUUCACCCCGGAGUUCGACAGCAACGGCAGCAACUACAGAGUGUACCACUGCAUCGAGUUUGCCAUCCAUGACUACCAAGUCGAGAGCACAGAUGUGGAGCAAGUCGUGACCGAGAUUUCCAGGAAGAUGAGCCAUAUACCUUCGCAUUUCUACAGUGUGGAAGUCUCCUACUUCGACUUCCUCAACAGGGUCAGGAUGGAGGAGGUCAGCCUCAGGAGCAGAGGGCUGUGGGAGGUGGCUCACCCAUGGCUCAACCUGUUUGUGCCCAAGUCUGGGAUCAGAGAGUUCAAAGACUUGCUGCUGGAUAACAUCUCACCGACUGACUUCGAAGGCCUUGUUCUCAUCUACCCACUUCUAAGAGACAAGUGGGACGCGAACAGCUCGGCUGUGCUGCCUGACGGGGGAGGCAGAGCGGAGGAGCAGGUGAUGUACAUCGUCGGAGUGCUCCGGUCAGCCAACCCGGCCACCUGCGCAGCCCAGUGCCUCCGAGACCUCCUCCGCCGCCGCCGUCGCGUGGCAAAGGUCGCCACGGACCCCCGAAUCGGAGCGAAGCAGUACCUGGCGCGCCACCCCUCCCAGGGCCAAUGGCAGGAUCACUUCGGCCGGCACUGGGACCGGUUUGUGGCCCGCAAGGCGCAGUUCGAUCCCCUCAGCAUCCUCGCCCCCGGCCAAGGCAUAUUUCCCCGGACAUAUGCCUCUUCCUCGUAGUACCACAUCGAUCUCUCUACAGCACUUUCGCAUCAAAUCCACUGCAUGCACGACCGUACCAUUCCAUGAUUCUGCCUUUCAUGUUCUUUCUUUCAUGAUAUGUUAAAGAGGGGGAUGAUUUCGGAACGUAGCACAGCGAUUUGAGCGCAAGUUGGAUUUUAGUUUAUGAAUCUGGGAUUCGUGGGCGUGGCUCUCAAAGUAGAUUCGAGAUCAUGCAGUGGGAAGUGAGAGGUCGAAAGAGACAGGAACAAAUCUAGUUCAGAAUCUGACACCUGCAGUGAUCAAACAUCCAAAUUUGCACCAGCAGUAGACAGCUUCAGAUUUCAUAUCAGGAAGGGACAAAUCUAGCGAGGUUGAUAGGGAAACUUGAUGGAGAACAUGCUCAAAUCGGUAUCAUUUGGUAUAUGAGGAGGAGACCACCUGCUCUUCUAUUUUUUGAUCGACAACACAAUCUAUGUUAUCCAUCGUCAUUCUUAGAUGUGAUGAAAGUGAGAUUUGAUCAUAUAAUUUUACUAU